CCGGACUGCAUCCGCCGCGGCGUCUCCAUGGCACGACCCUGGCCUCCGACUUCAACGACUUCAUAAGGAGACGGUUCUGGGCGCAGCCGUGCCGCUCUUGGACAGUUGCUGUGCGACUUGGACAGUAGAGGAGCGCCUCCCAAGUUUUCAUCCAACUGCCACCCCCAAAGCUUCCACCCUCCUCCCCUCAGAGAGAGGACGUUUGAUGCCCGGCCCCUGAGAUUCUCAUUGGCAAGCCCCUCUGGGUCCCCCUGAGCAGAGCCUGCCGAUCCAAUUGCCCAACUUUGCGGCUUUGAUGCUUAGCCAUGUCUGCCUCAUCCUCAGGCGGCUCCCCCAGGUUUCCAUCGUGUGGGAAGAACGGAGUAACGAGUCUCACACAGAAAAAAGUCUUGAGAACACCUUGUGGCGCACCCAGUGUAACUGUGACGAAAUCUCAUAAGCGCGGAAUGAAAGGGGACACCGUGAAUGUACGGCGGAGUGUCCGGGUGAAAACCAAGGUACCUUGGAUGCCCCCUGGAAAAUCAUCUGCCCGGCAUGUGGGAUGCAAGUGGGAGAAUCCACCUCAUUGCCUGGAGAUCACACCACCAUCUUCAGAAAAGCUGGUCUCGGUGAUGCGAUUGAGUGACCUUUCUACAGAAGACGACGAUUCUGGUCACUGUAAGAUGAACCGUUACGAUAAGAAGAUUGACAGUCUAAUGAACGCGGUCGGUUGUCUCAAAUCUGAGGUCAAGAUGCAGAAAGGUGAACGCCAAAUGGCCAAAAGGUUCCUGGAGGAGAGGAAGGAAGAACUGGAGGAGGUAGCACAUGAGCUUGCAGAGACGGAGCAUGAGAACACAGUGCUCAGACACAACAUCGAGCGCAUCAAGGAGGAGAAGGACUUCACCAUGCUUCAAAAGAAACACCUCCAGCAGGAGAAGGAAUGCCUCAUGUCCAAACUGGUGGAGGCUGAAAUGGAUGGGGCGGCUGCUGCCAAACAAGUCAUGGCCUUGAAGGAUACCAUCGGGAAGCUGAAAACCGAGAAACAGAUGACUUGCACCGACAUCAACACCUUAACGAGGCAGAAGGAACUUCUCCUGCAGAAGCUGAGCACCUUUGAAGAGACCAACCGCACCCUCCGAGAUCUGUUGAGGGAGCAGCACUGCAAAGAGGAUUCCGAGAGACUAAUGGAGCAACAAGGUGCAUUACUGAAACGUCUGGCAGAGGCCGACUCAGAGAAAGCGCGCCUGCUGUUACUACUGCAAGACAAGGACAAGGAAGUGGAAGAACUCCUCCAGGAGAUACAAUGUGAGAAGGCUCAAGCAAAGACAGCGUCUGAGCUUUCCAAGUCCAUGGAGUCCAUGCGGGGGCAUUUGCAGGCACAGCUUCGCUGCAAAGAGGCUGAGAACAGCCGCCUGUGCAUGCAGAUCAAGAAUUUAGAGCGCAGUGGGAACCAGCACAAGGCGGAAGUAGAGGCCAUCAUGGAGCAGCUAAAGGAACUGAAGCAAAAGGGAGACCGAGACAAAGAGACCCUGAAGAAGGCCAUCCGAGCCCAGAAGGAGCGAGCUGAGAAGAGUGAGGAGUAUGCCGAGCAGCUACAUGUGCAGCUGGCCGACAAGGACCUUUAUGUUGCUGAAGCUUUAUCUACUCUGGAGUCAUGGAGGAGCCGUUACAACCAAGUUGUGAAAGACAAAGGAGACCUUGAGUUGGAGAUCAUCGUCCUAAAUGACCGGGUGACAGAUCUUGUAAACCAACAACAGAGCUUGGAGGAGAAGAUGCGGGAAGACCGGGACAGCUUGGUAGAGAGACUGCACCGGCAGACUGCUGAGUAUUCUGCCUUCAAGCUAGAGAACGAGAGGCUCAAGGCUAGCUUUGCCCCUAUGGAGGACAAGCUCAAUCAGGCUCAUUUGGAGGUCCAGCAACUGAAGGCAUCAGUGAAGAACUACGAGGGGAUGAUCGACAACUACAAGAGCCAGGUGAUGAAAACAAGAUUGGAGGCUGAUGAAGUGGCUGCGCAGCUAGAGCGCUGCGACAAAGAGAACAAGAUGCUUAAAGACGAGAUGAACAAAGAAAUCGAGGCGGCCCGUCGGCAGUUCCAGUCACAGCUGGCUGACCUACAACAGCUGCCUGACAUCCUCAAGAUCACGGAGGCCAAGCUGGCUGAGUGUCAAGACCAGCUGCAGGGCUACGAGAGGAAGAACAUCGACCUCACAGCCAUCAUUUCAGACCUGCGCAGCCGGAUCGAACAUCAGGGGGACAAGCUGGAGUUGGCGAGAGAGAAACAUCAGGCUUCCCAGAAGGAAAAUAAACAACUGAGUCAGAAGGUGGAUGAACUGGAGAGGAAACUGGAGGCCACCAGCACCCAGAAUGUCGAGUUCCUACAGGUGAUUGCCAAGAGGGAGGAGGCAAUCCACCAGGCUCAGCUGCGGCUGGAGGAGAAAACGAGGGAGUGUGGGUCCUUGGCGAGGCAGUUGGAGAGUGCCAUUGAAGAUGCCAGGCGACAGGUGGAGCAAACCAAGGAACAGGCGCUCUCCAAGGAACGAGCAGCCCAGAGCAAAAUCCUGGACCUUGAGACCCAGCUGAGUAGGACCAAGACAGAACUUGGCCAGCUACGCCGGACUCGUGAUGAUGUGGAUCGAAGAUACCAGAGCCGUCUGCAGGAUCUGAAAGAUCGCCUGGAGCAGUCUGAAAGCACCAACCGCAGCAUGCAGAAUUACGUCCAAUUCCUCAAGUCCUCCUAUGCAAAUGUGUUUGGGGAUGGGCCCUAUACAUCCUCCUACCUGACCAGCUCACCCAUCCGCUCUCGGUCUCCUCCUGCCUGAGGCCACCUAUCCAGGGUCUGAAGCCCUUGCAGGAUGCCAGACAACUGUGGCGUUACCAAACCAUAGCUAGCAAGCCCACUGGGUCUCAGAUGUGAUCAGGGGUCUGUUCCUCAACUAAUGCCAGCAAAGACCCUAGAGCAGCCAGGGAUGAAUCAGGAGGGCUCUGGUUCUCUUUCCUGAUCUGGGAACCUGGUGGAAUUCUCUAAUGAUCUUCACAGCCUUAUAUUUGCUAUAUUAGGUACUAGAUUUUUAAAUCCCUGUGACUUUACAGAGUCUUCUUCCUUUCCUCAGGGAAUGUUUGUACAGACUGUUCCUGCAGAGAUGCCCUUCUCUUUUGAAGCAUCUCUGUCUUGGGUUUCUUUGAGCUGAAGUUGCAGGAGUCCUUCUCUGACUGUGAAGGCCUACAUUGCUUUUUCUUUCCUUUUUAUUUAUUUAUUUUUUAUUUUUAAUAAAAAUAGAACUUUAUUUGUAUUAAGAAAUAGUGAGGGGUUGGGGAUUUAGCUCAGUAGUAGAGCGCUUGCCUAGCAAGCGCAAGGCCCUGGGUUUGGUCCCCAGCUCCGAAAAAAAGAAAAGGAAAAAAAAAUAGUGAAAACAUGUAAAUUAGUAACUAAGCCUGUGCUUUUAUCAGCAUAAAAAUAUGACAGAGAGAGAGAUGCAACGUUUGUUAGAGCUCAUGGAGGUAAGAGGCUCACAGCUCCUAGCUCCCGUGAAACCUGUAGCUACAAAUGUCAUGAAAAUAUGUUGUUGUAAUAAGUCCCUCAUUACAUAGCAACUGGCAUGUCAGAGCUACAGCAGGUGUGUUCACAGUGAAAUGUUUGAACACAGACCGAACUGUGUGGCACGUGUGCUUGUAACCGUAUGUUCUGGUUUCACAGUUCUGGUAACACUAACUGACCACCUCUUACUGCAAGUAAAGUAUAGAGCAGUGCAGGAAUCCGCCCAUCAUCCCAUCACAGAGGCCGUGGUGAUCUGUGUUGUUCCAGCAUUGAUGGAUAUGCUACUGAAGGGGAGUCUGCUUUUCUCUCCUUGGUGAGCAGGGCAGGAAGCAGUGUUUUCCACAGUGCCAAUGGAAACCUCCCAUGUCUGCGUUUCCUAUAGGCCACUGGUCCUCAAGCUCGUCACAGACGCUCAUGGCCAUGCAGCCUGACAUUCAAAUUCCUAUCUCAUUGUUUAUCCUUUCUUUGCAUCUCUGGGAUUCAUUGAUUUUUGACAUUUUUGUGUGGUUUUACAGGAAAUAAAGUUUUUAUAGUCAGUUAUGUCAGACUCCUCUGAUUUCCCUUAUCACCCUCUCCUUAUUUUAAAAAUGAUGAAGCUGAGGGAGGUGACACACACACCUGUCAUAAUCACUUGGGAGUUGGAGGCAAAAGGAUCGGUUCAGUGUUAGCCACAGCUACAGAGUGGUUGAGGCCAGCCUGUGCUUCAUGAGAGCAUGUCUUUAUUCAGACAAUCAUUUUUAAAUGACUGAAUAGAGUCAGAGUUGGAGAACAUUA
Rattus rattus (black rat) is the source of this 4288-nucleotide messenger RNA. RefSeq names its product outer dense fiber of sperm tails 2 (gene Odf2). NCBI's taxonomy places the organism in Eukaryota, Metazoa, Chordata, Mammalia, Rodentia, Muridae. Bases 306 to 2798 code for a protein of 830 amino acids. The transcript is spliced from 21 exons. Gene Ontology annotation, cellular component: centrosome. The record is from RefSeq and is a predicted model, not a curated record. Gene Ontology annotation, biological process: regulation of cilium assembly.